Humulus lupulus (European hop) is the source of this 396-nucleotide messenger RNA. RefSeq lists its product as uncharacterized. The record is from RefSeq and is a predicted model, not a curated record. The transcript has a single exon. Lineage: Eukaryota; Viridiplantae; Streptophyta; Magnoliopsida; Rosales; Cannabaceae. The coding region runs from base 1 to 396 and encodes 131 amino acids.
AUGGAUCAAAGUCAAAAACUUGUUAACGUUAUAGAAAAGGGAAACUUUGAAAGAAAUGAACUUCUGAGACAAAAGGUUGAUGUGGCUAGAAUGAGAGAAGAGAAUAAAAUUUUAUUUACGAAUAUGAAUUCUAUAUCCGAUCCAGAGUUUCGCCAAUUUAUUCAAAGCGAAAAGAGAAAAAUUUACAGAUCAAGAGCACAAACAUCCGAACAUGGAGAACAAGGAGAAAGAUCUCAAUAUCAGGGAUCUCAAUAUCGAGCAUCUCAGUUCCAAAGAUCUCAAUAUGAAGAAGAACACAGAGAAGGAGCUGAAGAUGAACAUCAACGAUCUCAAAAUCCUUCACAAGAUUAUAGUCAAUAUUAUGACUAUCUUGGCAGAACUGGGAAUGAUUUUUAA